AUGAGCAGUGGGCUCCUGCCUCCCGUCCCGGAUUUAAUCCCCAUCUCGGUGCUUCGCAAGAGCUCCCCCAGCAACAACAAUUUAAGCGGAGACGGGAUCCGGGAGUGUGCCCCUUGUGCCGUUCGUUCGGAGGUUAUGGGCGAACAGCGCUCUCGGCGGCGGACGGGAAACCAACCUGCCGUCGACCUGAUCGAUAGCGCAGGGUCACGUGGUUACAGCGCCGCCCCACAGGCACCGCAGUCCCGGAAAGCAAGGUCCGAGCGUCACCGUAAAUCAGACAGACGACGCGGACAUCGCAAACUCGCCAGAACACGGUCCGAUAGUAAACAUUCCAAGUCCCGGGAAAUCCAUUCUCCAAGCUCCUCUCCGGAGAGGCCCGCGAACCCGCGCGUCAAUCCAAUAUUCGUGUGGAUACGGCAAGAAGACACACGCAUCGUGGAAGUGAAAUGCGAGGAUUACGACAAACGAAACCGCAUCCUUCUUACGAAGACAGCGCAGGGUUGGCGCGCUAUCCCGCGCACAGAGACCCUCGUGCCCAGCCUGAAGGAGGCGGCUAACAGGGACCAAGAGCCACCGCAACAGCAUCACCACCAUCACCACCGGAACCGGAAGUCACGCAAGAGUAAAGUGAGGCGGCGGUCCACGGGGGUGCAAGUCGAAAACGAUAACGAAGAACAAGAUGUUGAAAUGCAGACCCAGUCGCCGUCGCCGUCGUGGAUGUCUGCGGAUAACAUUAACGUGGAAUCUCUCCUGCCGUCCCACACUAUAAAAGUAAAGAGUGCCGACAAAAUAUGUGACGUCAGCCCGCUUGAUAAUUUACUUGCUGUAGCGGAACUGGAAUUUAACCAGCAGAUACAAUCGGGUGAAUGGCAUAAAUCAUCUCAAGAGGAAGAUACGGGAGACAAUAAGGAAGAAAACAUUGACUUCGACAAAACUUUUAGUGACGACGUAGAUGGAGACGUUGAUAAGGAAUUCAUUAAGAAUCUAGAACAGCUGAAUAACUUAAUUGAAUCGGAGGGGAAUAAACUGGAUAUGGAUGAAAAUUUUACAGCUAAUGAACAGAAAUCAGAUGAAUGCGACUAUACAGAAGAUGACGACAACAAUUUAGCUAUGGACGAUAUUCUUUCUAGGUUGGAACAGUCUUUAAGGAGUCCAGAAUGUACGGAUGCAAACAAUUGUGACGCGAAUAUAGAGACAAAGAGCGUGGAAGACCACGAUAAGAAUACUGAUAGUUGUACUAGUGGCAAUGAAGAUAAAGCGGUACCUGAAUUUGAAAAUUUCUUUGAAGAUAGUGAUAUUAAAAUCGAAGAGCCUAAAAUUGAAAACCUACCCAGUGAAAAACCUGAGAAACCCGAAAUAAUCAAUUUGGUCGAGUCGUCUACAAUUGACGACGAAGAACCAACAGAUUUAUCUUUAAAAUCCAAGUUAGACAUGACAGUGGAUAAUAAUAAUUGUGACAUUUCUGAAGAACCAACCGAUUUAAGUAUACCAAAAACUUCAUCAAAUAUAGCAUCUACUUCUCGCCCACCUUCCCAAAAUUCAGAGGCAAUACAAUCCCCACAACCUAGUGGAAUACCAGCUGUGCCUCCAUCUCCCGAUAUUGUAUCCACCACGGCUACAUCAAGCAUGAACACAAAACCUAAAUCCGUAUUUCUGGAAUCGUUACUAUCAAACAGUUCCAAAAAAAUUGCUCUUAACUCUGAAGUAACAAUAAUUCGUCAGAAAGAGCCGUUGGACCUGGGCAAAUGUCGAAAAUCGGCCAGUCCAACCGUCACGUGCUCCGAAGAAAUUAAUAGUACCCCUUCUGAGUUAGAACCUCCCCCAAAAAAAUUUAAAUCAAUUGAUAUAACACUAAAGACAUUAUUAGAUGCGGAUGUGCAGAAGCCUGAACGAGAAGUGAAAACUACCGAAAAAAAUAAUGCGGGAGAGACUCCCAGAUUAUUAGAAUUGUUGAAGAGUGAUUCUGACCCCGACCCUUUAACACAACUAAAACAACUUCUAGCGGAUCCAUCUCUAGUAGUACCCGAUCCCAUGCUGGUACCUAAAGAUAAGUUUAGCCAAAUUUUAACUCAUCCAGGAACUGAAAUACCGAAGUUAUUAAAGGAGCGCCCAGAAUUGCGCUUGCCUGAAGCUCUGGCCUACCCCCACAUUAUGCAAGAUCCAAAUAUGUUAGUUCUAAAUAUUCAUCAUUUGGAAUCGAUUUUGUCUAGUAAAGCGUCGCAAUACGCGGAACAAAGUGACAAAAUUAGCUCUGAAAAACAUCACGAGAAGCCUUCAAAGAAAACAAGUGAAAAGAACAACACAGAAUCGACGCGGGAAUCACCAAAAACACAAGGCAAGUCAUUUAAUGAAUUAGCCAACGACAUAGAUGCUGCGACACAGGCUGCUUUUAGCCAAAUGGUGUGGUUGCCUUAUCUUAAUCAUCUGGAGGCUAUGUCUGUGGGAAACAAUUCGGAAAUUAUGAAGAUGCUAACUUCUUCCUUCCCUUUUUAUCCAAAUCAGAUGCCUGACCUUUCACAUAUAUUUGGGGCUAAUAGAUUUCCUACCCCGUUAGGUUUCCCUAUGCAACCCCCUAUGAACUACACAAAUCCUCUGGAGCUGGGUAUGUGGCAAGAAGCCAUGUUACAAGCAAGUAUGUUACGAAACAAAAACACUUUUGAAAACUUCAAUCCGAAACAUUCCUUCAGAGAACAUCUUGAUAAAAUUAAUAUCCCCCAAGCAACCAAAAAACCGACCAUUCCAACUCACAACCAAAGAAUGCAUAUUCCCAACAAGCAACAAAGCUUCCCAGGCAGUAUUUAUUCUUCUAGUAACAAUCACUCGCCUUAUCAAAAUCCUUAUAUGAACAUAAAUAUGCCAAAUUCUUAUCAAGGUAAUCCUAAACCCAAUCUGCAAAUACCCCAAUAUAAUCCAAUGCAGCAUCAGAAGAAUUUAAUGGCACAACAAAAGUACGGACCUAGUUUUCCACAGAAGAACUUGAAUCCCUACCAGCCUCAGCAAAAAUUAGACAACAACCAGAAUUUUAGCAGCAUAUACUCCCAACUAACCGAGCAGGAGAAAAACCAAUACCUACAAAGUUUAAGCAUGAACAGUCAAGAACCCUCGCAGUACCAGCCGUCUGUGCACAAUCAACGAAAAGAAUCGGCUUCACAGAAAUCAAAGUUGGCUUGCAAAUCGUUCGCUAACGUUUCGCAAUCGAGCCAGAGAUCCACUCCCCAUCACGAGCCAAAGGAAAAAUCCUCCGUCGAUUUUUGUAGGCAACAGACGAGCCAGCCUAUUGAUCUCUCCGGUUCAACGACGCCGGGAAGCAAACUCAAGGUUAAACAGCAUCUUAUCGAUCCCGUGAACACGCCAAAGUUAUUAAAGCACCACGACGACGUUCCCGAAGUUGGAAGCACCACGGCGAGCAUAGAAGAAAUGCAGGAUGCACACAAACACCUCUGGCACCCGCUGUUCGGCAACCAAAAGGGGUACAGCAGCCCUUGGAAUUGGACGACGGUGACGGCGACUGGGGAAUAA
Anoplophora glabripennis (Asian longhorned beetle) is the source of this 3519-nucleotide messenger RNA. RefSeq lists its product as uncharacterized. Lineage: Eukaryota; Metazoa; Arthropoda; Insecta; Coleoptera; Cerambycidae. The transcript is spliced from 5 exons. Bases 1 to 3519 code for a protein of 1172 amino acids. The record is from RefSeq and is a predicted model, not a curated record.